AUGCAGUCUGGAUAUAUUGCUUCUUCAAUAAGAACCUUACCAUCACUUGAGAUGGCACCACCACCAACACAAUCUGCACCAUAUCCAACCCAAUCUGCAGAAGGAGCAGUAGUGCCAGUGCCACCUCAAAUUGAAGAUGAUGAUGAUGACUCAAUAUUACCUUGCAAUAUUGACAAAAAUCAAAAGAUAAUUAGUGGUGAUAAGAGUCAAGGUAACAAGCUUGUAGCCAGGGAGUUUGUGCAGACCGAUGUUUUGGAAGCUUGUGUUGAGAUGAUUAUUAUAAAUGAGCUUCAAUUCAAUUUUGUAAAGAAGAAAGGCUUUAGGAAAUUUUGCAGUGUUGCUUGCCAAAAGGUUUUGGCUAUAACUGUGGAUAAUGCAUCUGCUAAUAAAGUUGCUAUAAAUUGGGUUAGGUCAAAGUUGAAUAGAAGGGCGAAAGCAGAACCUGUUUUGCAAGGGAAGUACUUACAUGUGAGAUGUCUUGCUUACAUCACAAACCUAAUUGUAGUUAGUGGUUUGAAGAGGCUUUCUAAAUAUAUUUUGGCCGUUAGAAAUGCAAUUAGGCAUUUUGUAAGAAUGGGGGAAGAUGAGGACAAUCCUUUUUUGGCUUACUUCAAGGAACUAGAACAUGAAGUUGAUGAGGAUGGUGUGGUUGUGAGCAACAAUAAGCAUAUUAGGGUUGGACCACCAAGUGAAGCUGUUUGGGAGAAUGCUACUGUUUUUGUGAAGUUCUUAAGGGUUUUUUAUGAGGUCACACUGAAGACAGUGAAUGGAAAUUCACAAGAUGUUGAUGAUAUAAUGGAUGAUUGGAUAAAGGUGGUGGAAGAGAGUGAAAAGGUUGUGGUUGCAUAUGAAGUGGAUACCUACUUGCAUGAUCCUUUGGAAUUAACAACCAAAGAGCUAUUGCAAAAGGAUAUUCUUGCGAUUCAAGUAUCAACAGUUGCAUCUGAGAGUUGUUUUAGCACUGGGGGGAAGAAAGAUGAACCUACUCCUGAAGAAUAUGAGUUUUAUGAGAGUGUUGAAUUAGAAUAUGCAAGUACAAAGCUACUGCCACUAGUACAACACAUUAGGGAUUGA
Molecule: messenger RNA, 1074 nt
Organism: Prunus armeniaca (apricot)
Lineage: Eukaryota; Viridiplantae; Streptophyta; Magnoliopsida; Rosales; Rosaceae
Source: the annotation of a GenBank genome assembly